This is a messenger RNA of Astyanax mexicanus (Mexican tetra), 5035 nucleotides long. It is a transcript of the gene lgr6, whose product is annotated as leucine-rich repeat-containing G-protein coupled receptor 6. Gene Ontology annotation, cellular component: membrane. Gene Ontology annotation, biological process: G protein-coupled receptor signaling pathway. The record is from RefSeq and is a predicted model, not a curated record. Gene Ontology annotation, molecular function: protein-hormone receptor activity; protein binding; G protein-coupled receptor activity. Bases 1814 to 4465 code for a protein of 883 amino acids. Lineage: Eukaryota; Metazoa; Chordata; Actinopteri; Characiformes; Acestrorhamphidae. The transcript has 21 exons.
GGAAAACGCCUGAGGAUCCCACCUGAAGAUUUACCUGAGGAAAACGCCUGAGGAUCCCACCUGAAGAUUUACCUGAGGAAAACGCCUGAGAAUCCCACCUGAAGAUUUACCUGAGGAAAACGCCUGAGAAUCCCACCUGAAGAUUUACCUGUGGAAAACGCCUGAGGAUCCCACCUGAAGAUCCCACCUGAAGAUUUACCUGAGGAAAACCUGAAGAUCCCACCUGAAGAUUUACCUGAGGAAAACGCCUGAGAAUCCCACCUGAAGAUUUACCUGAGGAAAACCUGAAGAUCCCAAACAAGGAAAAACACCUGAGGAUAAACCUGAAGAUCCAGCUAAGGAUACACCUGAGGAUCUGCCUUGAGAUACCUCUGAAGAUACCUAAAAUCCCACCUGAGUAUCCCACCCUGAGCAUAAACCUGAAGAUUCACCUAAAGAUACACCUAAUGAGAAAAGGAAAACACCUGAUGAUCCAACCUGGAAAUCUAAGGAUACACCUGAGGAUCCCAAACAAGGAAAACACAUGAGGAAACAGCUAAGGACACCUGAGGAUAAGCUGAGAAUACAUAUAUCUAAGAAAACACUCGAGGAUCCCACCUGAAGAUCCCACCGAAAGAAAACACCUGAGGAUAAACCUGAAGGUUCACCUGAGUUUACACCUAAGGAAAACAAUUAUGGAUAAACCUGAAGAUCCAGCUGAGGAUACACACCUGAGGAUAACCUGAGGAGACACCUGAACCAGGUGAAAAAAACACUGUCCUUCAGAACCUGUAGGUGAAGGGAGCACCUGAGCAGAGCUUCAGGUUCUGAGCAGCGAUGGAGAGACCAGACAUGGAGAAGACCACUAACGAUGGGGAACAGCGGCGUUGAAUAAGACCAGAGUUGGAGAAGACCACCAGCGAUUGGGAAGACCGGCGUUGAAGAAGACCGGAUUUAAAGACCACCAGCAUUGAAUAAGGCCGGCAUUGGGUAAGACCAGCGUUGGGGAAGACCACCAGAGAUGGGGAAGACUGGCGUUGGGGAAGACCACUGGCGUUGGGGAAGACUGGCGUUGGGGAAGACCACCAGAGAUGGGGAAAACUGGCAUUGGGGAAGACCACCAGAGAUGGGGAAGACUGGCAUUGGGGAAGAACACCAGCGUUGGGGAAGAACACCAGCGUUGGGGAAGACCACCAGAGAUGGGGACGACCGGUGUUGGGGAAGACCACCAGAGAUGGGGAAGACUGGCAUUGGGGAAGACCACCAGAGUUGGGGAAGACCACCAGAGUUGGGGAAGACUGGCGUUGGGGAAGACCACCAGAGUUGGGGAAGACUGGCGUUGGGGAAGACCACCAGAGAUGGGGAAAACUGGCAUUGGGGAAGACCACCAGAGAUGGGGAAGACCACCAGAGAUGGGGAAGACUGGCAUUGGGGAAGACCACCAACGUUGGGGAAGACCACCAGCGUUUGGGAAGACCACCAGAGAUGGGGACGACUGGCGUUGGGGAAGACCACCAGAGAUGGGGAAGACUGGCAUUGGGGAAGACCACCAGCAUUGGGGAAGACCACCAGAGUUGGGGAAGACUGGCAUCGGAGAAGACCACCAAUGUUGAGGAAGACAGGCAAUGGAGAAAACCAGCGUUGAAGAGCGGCAGUGGAGAAGAUCAGUUGGAUCGGCGUUGGAGAAGAUCAGUGAUUUUGGAGAAGAUCAUUGAUGGAGAAAAUCAGCAUUGUGUCGGAUAAACUAACAGCCAAACACAUGAAGAUACAGAAGCUCCUCCUCCUGCUGCUGCUGUUGAUACACUAGAACAGAUCGUGUUAAAGGGAUCUGAGCAUGAACAACAUCAGUGAGAUUCAACCCAACACCUUCCAGAACCUGCCCUUCCUCACUGAACUGAGGCUCUCUGGAAACCAGCUAAAGACCAUCAGUGGCUCCGCCCUCUACGGCCUGAAAAACCUCAAAGUCCUGAUGCUGCAGAAUAACCAGUUGGAGAAGCUGGACAGUUCUGAUGUGUGGGAUCUACCCAACCUGCUCUCCCUCCGCCUGGAUGCUAAUUUGAUAGACGAGGUUCCCGCCCAGACGUUCUCCAGGAUGCGUUCUCUACGCCACCUCUGGUUGGACGAUAACGCGCUGACGGAGGUUCCAGUGAGCGCGCUCAGUGAGCUCUCCGCCCUGCAGGCCAUGACCCUCGCCCUCAACCGCAUCACCAACAUCCCCGACCACGCCUUUAGGAACCUCUCCAACCUCGUCGUCCUGCAUCUCCACAACAACCAGAUCCGGACUCUGGGGCAGAACAGCUUCGAGGGUCUGCGCAGUCUGGAGACGCUUGAGCUGAACUUUAACACUCUGCAGGAGUUUCCCGUGGCGAUCCGAACUCUGGCCAAGCUCCAGGAGCUAGGUUUCCAUAAUAACAAUAUCAAAGCCAUUCCUGAGAGAGCGUUUGUGGGGAAUCCACUGCUGCAAACCAUUCAUUUUUAUGAGAACCCAAUCCAGUUUGUUGGAAGAUCUGCAUUCCAAUUCCUGCCAAAGUUACACACACUCUCUCUGAACGGAGCGACUGAAAUUCGGGAAUUUCCAGACCUGAAAGGAACCACCAGCCUGCAGGUUCUGACGCUGACCGGAGCGGGUCUGUCCACUCUCCCCGACGAUUUCUGCCAACAGCUGCCCAACCUCCGAGUACUGGAACUGUCACACAAUGUGAUUGAGGAGUUGCCGAGUUUUCAGUGCUGUUACUCCCUGCAGGAGAUAGGACUUCAGCACAAUCUGAUCAGACGGGUUGAUAUAAACACAUUCCAACAGCUCAGCGCACUCAGAUCACUGGAUCUGAGCUGGAACCAGAUCGAGAGCAUCCAUCCUGAUGCCUUCAGGUCCCUGCAGUCCCUCAACAAACUGGACCUGACGGAGAACCAGUUGAGUGUUUUGCCGCUGGUCGGGUUGGUCAGUCUGACGCACCUUAAACUGAGAGGAAACAGCGCUCUGUCCACUUCCUUCAGACACGAGGAUUUCCCCAACAUCAGGGUUAUCGAGAUGCCUCAUGCCUAUCAGUGCUGCGUGUUUGGAGUCUGCGGCGGCUACAGGACGUCGGGACAGUGGGAGGAACUGGUGGGCAGCGAGGAGGACGAGGUCCAGAAGAGGACGCUAGCUCUGUUCCCCGUUCAUACUGACUAUGAUCCUGAUCUGGAGGAGUUCCAGCUGGCUAUCGAAGACGCCAAACUACAGACUAGCAUCCAGUGCACCCCCGUCCCAGGUCCCUUCAAGCCCUGCGAGAACCUCUUUGAUAGCUGGGUGGUGCGCCUGGGCAUGUGGCUCAUUGCUCUGGUCUCUCUACUGGGCAACGGUCUCCUCAUCCUGACUGUCUUCGCUUCUCCGAGUUAUCUCUCACCAGUCAAGUUCAUCAUUGGUGCCAUCAGCAGCGCCAACCUGCUCACGGGCCUCUGCUCGGGCACCUUGACGGUGGUGGACGCCAUGACUUUUGGAGAGUUUGCGAUUUAUGGUGCUCGUUGGGAAACGGGGCUCGGGUGCCGAGCAACAGGAUUCGUCUCUGUUCUGGCCUCGGAGGCGUCCAUUCUCCUCCUCACGCUGGCGGCAGUGCAGUGCAGCGUUUCGGUUUCCUGUGUCCGAGCUUACGGAAAGUCUCCGUCUCACGGUAGUGUGAGGAUCGCAGCGUUCUUUUGUUUGAUUCUUUCCUUAGGAGCUGCCAGCCUACCGGCCAUUGGGGUCGGGGAGUACGGGACUACACCACUCUGCCUACCUUCGCCUUUACCGGAGGCCCAGCCUUCCACGCUGGGCUUCAUGGUGGCACUAAUCAUGAUGAAUUCCCUCUGCUUCCUGCUCAUCACCACCACCUACAUCAAGCUGUACUGGGGACUGAUGAAAGGCAACUUCGACAGCGUCUGGGACUGUGCUAUGAUCAAACACAUCGCCUGGCUUAUCUUCACCAACUGUAUCCUCUACUGUCCUGUGGCCUUCCUUACCUUCUCCUCUCUUAUGGGGCUUUUCCCAGUGAGCGAGGAAGUGGUCAAGUCUGUCCUUUUGGUACUGCUGCCCCUUCCUGCCUGCAUCAACCCCUUACUAUACCUACUGUUCAACCCGCACUUCCGUGAGGACGCAAGACUCCUCCUGAACAGAGCUCGGCUGGUCCAGGACCAAAGCCUGGAUUCGUUUGCUUCAGAAGAUACAGAGAAGAGUUCCUACGACUCCACUCAAGCCUUGGUGUCGUUAACUUCCGAAACGGACGUAAUGCUCGAAGGGCUGGAGCCAAGCAGCCGGCACUCUGUACCGGUCAUCCCGUGCCAACUGCAGACGACUUCUCCAACAGGUACAAGAAACGGAAGCAUAAAAGAAAACGCGGUCAGAAUGAUGAUGACGACGACGUCAGGAUCUUCAGAGGAGCACAAGCAACAUGACGUAAAGAGCAAAACGUUGGACGUUCAGAGACGAAGCAUCUUCUUCCCUGGGGUCUACCACUCCUCAUGCCAUGUGUAAGUUCUGUCGCAAGACCUACUACUACUCUCAGGAACCUUCUGAUUCUGAGAGAGAGACUGACAGACUCUCAACGGACGAGGUACCUACCAUUACAUAAUGGACAAUUAUUCUGCUAAGAGAUCGUGGAGACUCUCGUGGAUGGGGGGGACUAUGGCGUAGCAAUCGGCGACACGUAGCAUGGACACAAAAGAAGAACGCUGUCUAAUACUAUAAUGUGACGUGAUAUACUGGGGUCACAGGUUAAUUUAUGUAUCUAUAUGUGUAAUCGCUCGAUCUGACCGGUCAAUCUCUUGUUUCUUACAAUCAAUCAACAGUCUGUGCAAAGUCAACUAAAAAAAGAGAGAAAUAGUGCGGCACAUCAAGUCCAGAAGAAUGGAUCACUUUGCGAUACAAGCACCAAACGUACAAUUUACAGCUACAUUAUUGGAAAAGUUCAUGAUGGCAGCCAUAUUUUGAUGCAACAAAUUCAAUUCGCAUUUAAUGUACUUAAAUAUACUCAAUAUCAGGACCAGUAACUGAGCUCUAUUCUAAAGACACACUGAACCACGAGUUACAAGCCCCAAAAAAACA